Lagenorhynchus albirostris (white-beaked dolphin) is the source of this 2184-nucleotide messenger RNA. It is a transcript of the gene PPP3CC, whose product is annotated as protein phosphatase 3 catalytic subunit gamma. Gene Ontology annotation, molecular function: calmodulin binding; calmodulin-dependent protein phosphatase activity. Gene Ontology annotation, biological process: calcineurin-mediated signaling. The record is from RefSeq and is a predicted model, not a curated record. The transcript has 15 exons. Lineage: Eukaryota; Metazoa; Chordata; Mammalia; Artiodactyla; Delphinidae. Bases 263 to 1876 code for a protein of 537 amino acids. Gene Ontology annotation, cellular component: calcineurin complex; cytoplasm.
CCGCUGGGGUUGCCUCCCUCGACUGCGGUCGCGGGCGCUCGCGAGUCCGCGCCUCAGGAGGGAGCGGCCGGUGGGCCCGCAUCCUGUCCGUGGGGUUCGAGGCUGGGCUGCCGCGGCCGCCUCCUUCUGGUGCCUGGGCCGCCCUGAGGAGCCGGGCCGGGGCACGGCUGACUGACCGGCCCCGGGGAGCCGAGACCGCUGGAGGCGAAGGCGGAGGCGCACGUCUGGCGGUCUCCUGGACCGGGAGGAGGCCGAGGGGACCAUGUCCGGGAGGAACCUCCACCUCUCCACCACCGAACGCGUCAUCAAAGCUGUCCCUUUUCCUCCAACACAGCGGCUUACUUUGAAGGAAGUAUUUGAGAAUGGGAAACCUAAAAUUGAUGUUUUGAAAAACCAUUUGGUGAAGGAAGGGCGACUGGAAGAGGAAGUAGCCUUAAAGAUAAUCAAUGAUGGGGCUGCCAUCCUGAGACAAGAGAAGACUAUGAUAGAAGUAGAUGCUCCAAUCACAGGUCUGUUUUUUUUCGUAGUAUGUGGUGACAUUCAUGGACAGUUUUUUGACCUGAUGAAGUUGUUUGAAGUUGGAGGAUCACCUAGUAAUACACGCUACCUCUUUCUGGGUGACUAUGUGGACAGAGGCUAUUUCAGUAUAGAGUGUGUGCUGUUUUUAUGGAGUUUAAAGAUUAAUCAUCCCAAAACAUUGUUUCUGCUUCGAGGAAAUCAUGAAUGCAGGCAUCUUACAGAAUAUUUCACCUUCAAACAGGAAUGUCGAAUCAAAUAUUCUGAACAGGUGUAUGAUGCGUGUAUGGAAACAUUUGACUGUCUUCCUCUUGCUGCCCUCUUAAACCAGCAGUUUCUGUGUGUACAUGGAGGAAUGUCACCUGAAAUUACUUGUUUAGAUGACAUUCGGAAAUUAGACAGGUUUAAAGAACCUCCAGCCUUUGGGCCAGUGUGUGACCUGCUUUGGUCUGAUCCCUCAGAGGAUUAUGGCAAUGAAAAGACCUUGGAACACUAUACCCACAACACGGUCCGAGGGUGCUCUUAUUUUUACAGUUACCCUGCAGUUUGUGAAUUUUUGCAGAACAAUAAUCUGUUAUCAAUAAUCAGAGCCCAUGAAGCCCAAGAUGCUGGGUAUCGAAUGUACAGGAAGAGCCAAACGACAGGCUUUCCAUCACUCAUUACUAUUUUCUCUGCCCCCAAUUACCUAGAUGUCUAUAACAAUAAAGCUGCUGUGUUAAAAUAUGAAAACAAUGUCAUGAAUAUCAGGCAGUUUAACUGUUCUCCACACCCAUACUGGCUUCCAAACUUUAUGGAUGUUUUCACGUGGUCUUUGCCUUUUGUUGGGGAAAAAGUCACAGAGAUGCUGGUUAACAUUCUCAACAUAUGCUCUGAUGAUGAAUUGAUUUCCGAUGAUGAAAUUGAAGAUCACUACAUUUCAAGCUAUCAGAAAGGAGGCACUACAGUUCGAAAGGAGAUCAUCAAGAAUAAAAUCAGAGCCAUUGGGAAGAUGGCACGGGUCUUUUCAAUUCUUCGGGAAGAGAGUGAGAGUGUGCUGACUCUCAAGGGCCUGACUCCUACAGGUACACUCCCUUUGGGUGUACUCUCAGGAGGAAAGCAGACUAUUGAGACAGCCACAGUAGAAGCGGUAGAGGCCCGGGAAGCCAUCAGAGGGUUUUCGCUUCAGCACAGGAUCCGGAGUUUUGAAGAAGCCCGAGGUCUGGACCGAAUUAAUGAGCGGAUGCCACCCCGCAAAGAUAGCCAGUACUUUGAUGGGCCGGUGAAAUUAGUCCAACCAAACGCUGCGCACAGGAGUGACAAGGGGAGAAGAGCCAGUAAUGACUCAGAGCCCUGCUGUGGCACAGGUGGAUCCAAGACUUAACAAUCAAUUUUAUUUAUUUAUUAUUGGAAAACAAAACAAAAACAACUGAAACAACUUAAACCUGGAGGUGCAUUCAUAAUACACUCUGCAUUUACUCUGUAAGAAAGGUGACCAUUUUAUAAAUUCUUUUAAUUUAUGUUUAAUAUAUACAUAAAAAGUGAAUGUGUUUUGUUUUUCCUUUUUUUCCCCCCCUAAUUUUUAGGAACUGAUCUGAUUGUCUGAUACAUAGUGAAGUCUUGUGCUAUAAAGGGGACCUUCCCCCUAAUAAAAGGGCCUUGGAAACCUCUACCCUGGGUUUCUGACUUGAA